AGCGCACGCGGCCGACGGCGACGGCGACGGCGCGAAUCGAUGCCAGUGGGCUGCUGCCAUGUUCUGCCCCAGCCGCCUCGGGUCGCCGCGACGCUACCAGCGCGUCCACGACGACGCCGACAGCGACGUCGCCACCAGACUGUGCUCCCUGACGCUCACGAGGCUGGUGGUGUUGAAGCCCCUGGGGGCCGACCUCAACUCCAUCAUCAUCGCCGUCAAGAUGCAGAGUUCCAAACGGACGCUGCGUUCCAACGAAAUGCUCCUGCCGCCCAAUGGCCUUCUGGACACGGAACUGGAGCUCAACUUCUCGCUUCAGUACCCACAUUUCCUGAAGCAAGAUGGGAACAAAUUGCACGUUAUGCUGCAGCGGCGGAAACGCUACAAAAACCGGACCAUCUUGGGCUACAAAACUCUAGCAGAGGGCAUCAUCAAUAUGUCGCAGGUUUUGCAACGGCAGAUGGACCUGGAACUCGAUCUAGUGAGUGAAAGUAAGGACAAAUCUGUCCUCAGCAGUAUUGUUGCCCGUGUUUCCGUGCAAGCAGUCUGCAGCCAACCUGUUGACCACGAGGAUUCAGCUAAACAUGCAGAGGCACCAGAACGUGGUGUGGCAGACUUUUCUGAUGAGGAAGAUGACUUCAGUAGUAAUGAAGAUGAUGCCUCAGAUUCUGAACCAACAGCUGAAGAUGCAAUGGCAAGAAGGGCUCGUAAAGCAGCUAGAGCAAAAAUUCCAGCAAAUGCCAGGCAACGUAACUUGAAGCAGAAAUUUAUUGCUCUGUUGAAGAGGUUCAGAGUUACUGAAGACCUUCAAGGCCUUGACAAUGACCAAGUGGAAAUAGGACAGAAGCUACAUGGUGGUGACAUGGAUCCAACAGAGAUUGAGGAUUUAUUCGAAGAACUGGAAGAUCUCAGUGACUCUGGUCCUGAAAUGGACACAAUGAGUAUUUCUUCCACACCAAAACCUUCUCUUCGCCCUUUCUUCUCAAGCAGCCGCUCACUGUUGCAAGACACACUGCACGUUCCAGGUGGCCAACAAGGCUACUCUCGCAUCAGGACCCACGCACAACCACCUUACCGCACAGAGAAAGGGCAGGAUCGCAUGAGUGAUGAAAGUUCCAAGAAAGCAGAUUCAGAUUCACAUCCUGAGAAUUGGACAGAUCAUGAACAAAGUGAUCCACAACAGAUGGCAUCCUCUCCUCCCAAAGGAUCAGAUGAAAAUAAAAAGGAUGGAGCUGAGAGAGAGAGGAAAACACGUUUAUUUGCUCGUGAUCGGAAUUCGUCUGGAGGUAAAAACAAAAAGUCUCUUAGUCUUGAACAACGAUCUGCUACAGCUACUACCCCUAGCCCUGUUCAAGGUGACAGUACUCUUCAUGAGCCACGGAAGCUGUUACUAGAGCAGUUGUCACGUGUUUUACCACCUGAUGAUACAAUACCAGAUACUGUGGCUCUUGUUAAUGGCUGUGAUCCUCAGGGUACCUUGCUUGCUUCCCGUCUUCAGGAACUGCGUCAACAGAAAGUUGUUAGCACGAUGGGACCAGCAGAUGUUCGUGCUACUGUUACUUGCCUCGUCAGCAAAAUUCAAAAGUUCUGUAACAGCAAUGCAAAACCACCUCCUCCUAUUAAAGUUUUGCUUGCUGGUUCUGACAGUUUUGUGAAUUCAGUAUUAAGGCUCUAUGUGGACCAGCUGUCCUUGAAGCCGCCUGACUGGCAGAACUACAUCAAAUUCCUCAUAGUUCCUUUAGGCAACAACACAUUAGCUCGGUAUCUUGGAUCUUUGGAUGCCGUAUAUGCCUCUGCAUUCACAGUGGAUAGCUGGAAGGAACUUUUAGAACAUGCAGAGCUACAAAAGACUGACUGCCAAGAAAUGCUCAAUAGGGUUCAUCGUUAUCUGCAUAAUGCGAGUGCCAUUCUUCAACUGCCAAUUGCUGAAGCGAUGAUAACUUAUAAAGAGAAAAGCUCAGACGAUGAAUCUUCUCAAAUAUUUAUACCUUUCAUCAACGAUGUGCGACUGGGACCAAUGGAUGGAACAUCAUCUGCUUCGAUGGACUUGGAUGAAAAUAUGCAGCCACAAGUAGUGUCUGGCUCGCCCCCUUCGCUCGCUUCAGUACCUGAAAAGAAAGAGCGCAUCACCCCUCCUAGCUCACCUAACAUCAACAACUUCUCCAUGGGGCAAUCCAAGGAUCAGCAGCUGUUGCUGCAGACACAGCAACAGCAGCCACAAACCCAGCAACAAACACAGCAGCAGUUUCUAGUGCAGCAACAACAGCAGCAGCAACAACAGCAGCAGCAGCAGCAACAACAACAACAGUUGCAACAGCAGCAGCAGCAACAGCAGCAGCAGCAGCAGCAAUCAUCAGUAUUACAACAACAACUGCCUCAGCAACAACUACUUCAGCAGACACUUCAGGAACCAAUGGAACUGCAGUUAGAUUUCUGGCUGGGUGCUGUCUUAAGUGGGAAAGCUGCAGAUUUUACACAGCCCCAAGGUAAAGGAAAGGGUGACUCAACAAAAUCAACACUGAAGAUGACGUUUCGUAAUCUUCAAGUUCAGCGACUUCCAUCAGCUGGCGAACAUCCAAACCAGUACUUCAUUAUGAGCUAUUCCACCAAAGAGAAGAAACAAAAAAGCACAAGCAGAGGAACUUCAUAUCAUUUGCCUGGAGAAGACUGCUGGCUGGUUGGGUCAGUGUCACUACUUCUAAUCCAUAUGUCAAUAAUGGGACAAGUUAUGAGACUUGGGAAGAAGAAGGAGAAAGAAAAAGAAAGUGAAGCAAAGAGUCAGAUGGUUGAUGGUGUAUCGAGACUCAUCUGUUCAGCAAAAACGCACAACAUUCCACUGAAAGUAUGUAUUGAUGGUACAGAAUGGUCAGCAGUGAAAUUUUUUCAACUGUCAGCACAGUGGCAAACGCACAUCAAGCAUUUUCCAGUUACUCUGUUUAACUUCCCAGAGCCCGCUCUGUAACAUCACAGACACAAGGGCACAGGCAAUAUUGGUUCCUGUUUGUACCACAUGUUUUGAAUAUAUCACUUGUCUUUUGUGACUAUUAAUGGCAGGCUGUGUGUGUGUGUGUGUGUGUGUGUGUGUGAGUGUGAGAGAGAGAGAGAGAGAGAGAGAGAGAGAGAGAGAGAGUGAGUGAGUGUGUGCUACAGAGAGAGAGAGAGAGAGAGAGAGAGAGAGAGAGAGAGAGAGAGAGAUUGCAUGAGCAUUUGCAAUAAUUUUGUGUAUCAUAAGGCUUUCAUUUGCAUAAUUGUGCUGUUUGUAUAAUGAUGGGGAUGAGAGUGUCAGAGUUCAUAUGUAAAUCACUCAUACACAUCACUAAAACAUUUGUCAUGUGCCAAUCAAAUAUAAUACUAUUCUCAGUAUUUUACAAAGUGACUAAAGAAUAUCAAUGACAAUAUUUCUUUUAUCCACAUUUUUUGAGGAAUACAUGGUGUAUCAUAUACAGACUGCUAAUAAUACAUAAACUAAUACACAUUUUGGUAUAUGUGGUACCAAAACAUAUUAGAACUGUUGUUACUAUUGCACAUUUGUCUUCGUGUAUUGAAGUUUAUAAACCAAAAAGAUCUGAUAUUAUUAGUUCUUUGGAAAAGUUAAUAUUCAAAGCCGAGUUUCUGUGUUUGAUUUCAUUGUGGUGAUUUGAUCUGUGAAUUGCUAUUAUUUAUUACAAAAACUUUAACUGUGCAAUACUGCAAGCCAGAAUCAUUGGUACACAUUUUUAUAAGGAGCACAGUCUGUGCGAAUCUUUACUGUUGUGCACUUUGUCAGCUAAAUCUUCUUACUGUAUGUGUGUGUGCUCUUGAAGAGUUAUCAGUGUGAUGUUGAUAAUUAUGUUGUCAUUAUUUAUCUUCUCCCUUGUAAAUAUUUCAUUUGAUGUGAUUAAGAUUUGUAAAUUGUAAAUAUAAUUGUUGAUACAACUGGUACAAACAGUGGAACAUGAACUAGUCAUGGGAGAAAAUACAAUAAACCUGUGCUUAUUACACAAGUGAACCAACUUGUGUUCAGCAGAAUCAAGACUUGCCAGUUCCUGACAUAACUGUUGUGCAGUGCAGUCAAAUGUUAGGAAAUUAUACUACUGUAUUUAUUACUCUGAUGUGAUUUUUUUAUUGUAAAGCUACUUUGUAUUUAAUACACAUGGAUCUGAUUUUGUCGCAAAUAAUUAAAGAAUUGUGGUUUGUACAUAAAAACCAAAUAAAUGUACUGAAGUAUUAUGUAA
This is a messenger RNA of Schistocerca serialis cubense, 4211 nucleotides long. RefSeq names its product phosphofurin acidic cluster sorting protein 2 (gene KrT95D). The coding region runs from base 59 to 2959 and encodes 966 amino acids. The record is from RefSeq and is a predicted model, not a curated record. Gene Ontology annotation, biological process: protein localization to plasma membrane. Lineage: Eukaryota; Metazoa; Arthropoda; Insecta; Orthoptera; Acrididae. The transcript is spliced from 20 exons.